ACAACAACAACAGCGACAACAAUAAUAAUAAUAAUAAUAACAAUAACAUCGCAGGUCAUGCCCGAUAAGCGCAACGACAGCGAAGCAGUUCGCUCUCUCAACUGCUACUGUCCGUGGGCGAUUGACUGAAGCAUACUCAAGGAAGCUUCGAGAGCUACCCGCAACUUCCCCGCCAUACGUCAGAUCACGGCUGCCUAUAAACAAAGACGGAUCUCAGUCAAACCAAUCGCGUUGACCCGCGCUUCUCUGCGGCAUAUUUGGUUGCAUUGCGCUGGCAGAGUGAGGCUCUGUGCUGUCACAAGGAAAGUGGAGGUGGUGGAUCAGCAUACCUGACCGAUAUCCAUGGAUGAUCGCGAACGCCAAAGGAGCAUGUCGCUCAUACCUUACCUGCCAGCCGAAUCGCGGGAAAUUGUACUGCGCCAUGGUUCCGCCGUCGUCGUCUACGAUCAGCGGUCCAAGCAGCUCUCCUUGCGCGAUGCCUCGAAGUCCACAGCCUUAGACGAAACAUGCUGUCCAUAUUGCCACCGAGCAUACCGCGAACCUUCACCACACGAUACCGACGACGAUGAGCGACCGCAUUCGCCCGGCGAACCUGGCAUGGAUCAUGGCUUCGUCAACCCGGGGUACUUCCAGAUGCUGCGCGGUAGUCAGCCUAGCUCCGCAGCAGGCUCGCGUCCACCGUCACCACACAAACAACUAGGACCUGCGAUAAUUCGCGAUACGCCUGCUGAAUUCCACGCACCUGAGGGAGCGGAGUUCGUGGGCAGCGCGCCAUUGCCUCCGAGGAGUCAGGGCAUAUCCGCAAGGGCAUUCAGCCCUAAUUACUUCAAGACAUUCUUUGUCGAAGAGAGAGAGUUAGGAAGAGGCGGCAAGGGUGUUGUGCUCCUCGUGCAGCAUGUUCUGGACGGCGUGCAGUUGGGCAAGUUCGCUUGCAAACGAGUGCCAGUCGGUGACGACCAUGAAUGGCUUGAGAAAGUAUUGAUCGAGGUACAACUGCUGCAAGACUUGUCGCACCAGAACCUCGUCUCGUACCGACAUGUCUGGCUCGAGGACUACCAGAUCAACACCUUCGGCCCCAGUGUCCCGUGUGCCUUCAUCCUGCAGCAAUACUGCGACGGCGGUGAUCUGCACGGCUACAUCCUGGACUCGGCAAAGACAACAAUCACCAAAGAUCAGAUGAAGGAGCGCCUGAGACGACGGUCGAAAGGGCAGAUGGAAGAUCCAGAGAGCACGCUUGGGCCACGGCGCAUGCACUUCGAAGAGAUCAUCUCGUUCUUCAAGGACAUAACAUCUGGAUUGAACCAUCUCCAUGCCAAUGGCUAUAUUCAUCGCGAUCUAAAACCCAGCAAUUGCCUCCUGCAUCGCGACAAGUACGGCAUGAAGGUUCUAGUGAGCGACUUCGGCGAGGUGCAAUCAGCGAACGCUGCGAGAAACUCGUCAGGGGCCACAGGGACGAUCUCGUACUGUGCACCUGAGGUUCUCAGACAGGAGCAGCCAGGUGGACCGUACGGAAACUUCACUACAAAGUCGGACAUCUUCUCGCUCGGCAUGAUCGUCUACUUCAUGUGCUUCGCACGCCUACCAUACAGGAACGCAGACGGAAUCGACGAAGACAAUGAGGAUCUGGAACAGCUGCGCGCCGAGAUUACGACUUGGGCAGGCAUUGACGACGAACAGCGUGACCGGUCCGAUCUACCCGAGAAGCUCUACAGAUCACUCAAACGCCUACUUGCGUUGAAUCCAGACGAACGUCCGGGCACCGAAGAGAUUCUCCACGUCCUCAAGUCGCCGUCCGUCUUCGACGAGUUCAACGCCUACGCCGGUCCCUCGGGCAUGGACGAGUUCAGCCCCCGCAUCUCGCGCGCAGACACACCAAGCCCCGGCCCAGCACAGAUGACCAGAAAGCGAAGCUCGACAACCCACCAGUACACACGACCGGGUCGGUCGAAACUGAGUGCUUCGGUCAUGGAGCGCUCGCCCAGCCCAACGCCGGCUCAUCUCACAAGACGACCCAGCUCAGAGGAAGCAGCGGUCAUGCUGAGACACAAGAAGCUCGAAUUCCCUGUGCCGGAGGUUGUGAGGACGCCGAGUCCGCAAAGGCUUAUGUUGCCUCCUCCACCGCCUGAGGACCAGAGUCGUCUCAGCCAAUACCGCAUCCGCGUGAUCAACCUGUUGGAAAACCCAGCUACGGCCAGCCUCAUCAGAGUGGCGCUCUUCUUCUUGAAGGUUGUCAGCUUGUUCGGUGCUUGUCAGCCGUUCGCUGCGGAGUCGUGGGCGGCGUACUCGUUGCUCGGUCUUGCGAGCUUGGACUUCUUGUCUCCGCAUAUUGUUGUGCUUCCGCAAGUGAGGCGCUGGUAUAUGGACGGUCUGGCGGGGAGUGUGGUGUUGAUGGCGGUACACGCAGUCACGGUCAUGGUGCUAUGGAGGAAGGGGAGGCUUUGUGCUAGAAGUAUGACUUGGGAGGGGUUCUGAGCAUAAGAAAUGGGCAUGGGGUGUCGAGAGGCACGAUUGCGACAUUGCGUUUCUCUGUUAUACGAUAUCCGUGCAGCUAGAUCCAAAUCAAGGCGUUGUAUCAUCGCGAACCGUUG
Molecule: messenger RNA, 2588 nt
Organism: Didymella exigua CBS 183.55
Lineage: Eukaryota; Fungi; Ascomycota; Dothideomycetes; Pleosporales; Didymellaceae
Product: kinase-like protein
Exons: 2
Coding region: 343-2472 (709 amino acids)
Biological process (GO): protein phosphorylation
Molecular function (GO): protein kinase activity; ATP binding
Source: RefSeq, a predicted model, not a curated record